GUUUAUUACAGUUGUGUCCUCUCGCUGAACCGCGCCCUUCUCGGAGCUAGCGUAGUUUGGCGUUGGAAUGUACCAUUGUGUCAACACAGCGGGAAGGAUUUUUUGUUGUGACAGCGGAGUCGCAACCCGGCGGUGAGACUCGUCCCACUUGUAGGUCAUUGCAUCCGGCGUCAACAAUGGCCUUCAGCAAAGGUUAUCGUGUCUACCACAAGCUGGACCCGCCCCCCUACAGCGUGAUUGUGGAGACGCGCGCUCGGGAAGAGUGCCUCAUGUUUGAAUCCGGCGCCGUCGCCGUCCUCUCUGCGGCUGAGAAGGAGGCCAUUAAGAACACGUAUUCCAAGAUAGUGGACGCCUACGGGAUCUUGGGCGUCCUCCGCCUCAACCUGGGCGACUCCAUGCUCCACAGCCUAGUGCUAGUGACGGGCUGCAGCUCGGUGGGCAAAGUGCAGGAGUCUGAAGUGUUCCGGGUGACGCAGACGGACUUUGUGUCGCUGAAGAACGACCCCGGCGACGAGGAACGUAUCGGCGAGGUGCGCAAGGUGCUCAACUCGGGUCACUUCUACUUUGCCUGGUCCGCCUCGGGCGUCGGCAUGGACUUGAGCCUCAACGCGCGCCGCCGCAUCCUGGAGGACACCACAGACAACCGCUUCUUCUGGAACCAGUCGCUGCACCUGCACCUGAAGCAUUACGGCGUCAACUGCGACGACUGGCUGCUGCGGCUGAUGUGCGGCGGGGUGGAGAUCCGGACGAUCUACGCCGGCCACAAGCAGGCCAAGGCGUGCAUCUUCUCCCGCCUCAGCUCUGAGCGGGCCGGCACGCGCUUCAACGUGCGCGGCACCAACGACGACGGGCAGGUGGCCAACUUUGUGGAGACCGAGCAGGCCAUCUUCCUUGAUGACAGAGUGUCGUCGUUCAUCCAGAUCCGCGGCUCCAUUCCGCUCUUUUGGGAACAGCCGGGGAUCCAGAAAAAGACCCUUAAAGGGGUUAUGUUGUACCUGAACGACAAUCGGCAACCCGGUCGACGCCAAGGCAAACCCCACUUGGUCGGCUCUCACCGCGUCAAACUCUCCCGAGGAUUUGAAGCCAACGCUCCAGCCUUUGAAAGACACUUCACCGCCUUGAAGAGGUUGUACGGCAAGCAAGCGAUCAUCAAUCUGCUCGGCAGUAAGGAAGGAGAACACAUGCUCAGUAAAGCCUUUCAGAGUCACCUGAAGGCCUCGGAGCACGCGGCGUGGGUCAAGAUGGUCAACUUCGACUACCACCAGAACGUGCGCGGCGGCAAAGCCGACAAGCUGCACAGCGUGCUCAAGCCGCAGCUUAGCAAGUUCCUGGACGACUGCGGCUUCUUCUACUACUCGGGAGAGAUGGGCAUCACCAGGAGCCAAGGUGGCACCAUCAGGACCAACUGCCUGGACUGUUUGGACAGAACCAACAGCGUGCAAGCCUUCUUUGCCCUGGAGGUGCUGCCCAAGCAACUGGAGGAAAUGGGCUUGACGGAGAAGCCUCAGCUGGUGGCCCGCUUCCAGGAGGUGUUCCGGACCAUGUGGUCAGCCAACGGUGACUCGGUCAGCAAGAUCUACGCCGGCACCGGCGCCCUAGACGGCAAGGCCAAGGCAAGCAAGUUGAAAGACGGCGCUCGCUCGGUGACCAGGACCAUCCAGAACAACUUCUUUGACAGCUCCAAGCAGGAAGCCAUCGACAUCCUGCGACUGGGCUCCACGCUCAACAGCGACCUGGCCGACAAGGCGCGGGCCUUGCUCACCACUUCCAGCCUCUACGUCACUGAGCCCGUCUUGCAGUCAGCCUCGCCCCGAGUGCUGCUAGGUAUGUGCCGGAACCACCGCAAGUACACCCGGCCCAAGCCGAUCCGAGUGUGCGUGGGCACGUGGAACGUCAACGGCGGCAAGCAGUUCCGUAGCAUCGCCUUCCGGAACCAGACCCUCAACGACUGGCUGCUGGACGCCCCCAAGAUCGCCGGCCUCCCCGAGUUCCAAGACAGCAAAGCCAACCCGAUCGACAUCUUUGCCAUCGGCUUUGAGGAAAUGGUGGAGCUGAACGCUGGAAACAUCGUCAGCGCCAGCACCACCAACCAGAAGCUGUGGGCCGCCGAGUUGCAGAAGAACAUCUCGCGGGACCACAAGUAUGUGCUGCUGGCUUCCGAGCAGCUGGUGGGCGUGUGCUUGUUCGUGUUCAUCCGCCCCCAGCACGCCCCCUUCAUCAGGGACGUGGCAGUGGACACGGUGAAGACGGGCAUGGGCGGCGCCACGGGGAACAAAGGCGGCGUGGCCAUCCGCCUGCUCUUCCACACCACCAGCAUCUGCUUCGUGUGCUCGCAUUUUGCCGCGGGACAGUCGCAGGUCAAGGAGAGGAACGACGACUACAACGAGAUCACGCGCAGGCUCAGCUUCCCCAUGGGACGCCUGCUCUACUCUCACGACUACGUUUUCUGGUGCGGCGACUUCAACUACCGCAUCAACCUGCCCAACGAGGAGGUGAAGGAGCUGAUCAGGCAACAGAACUGGGAUGCGCUGACCGCUGGCGACCAGCUCUUUGACCAGAAGAACGCCGGACUGGUGUUCCGGGGAUUCAUCGAGGGUAAACUGGACUUUGCGCCCACGUACAAGUACGACCUUUUCUCGGAGGACUACGACACCAGCGAGAAGUGCCGCACGCCCGCCUGGACCGAUCGGAUCCUGUGGAAGCGCAGGAAGUGGAACUUUGACCAAACAGCUGAGGAGAUGAACGUGGUUGGCGCUUCGACGUCAGGCGAAAACGAGGACGACCCGGAUUACCCCUGGAGCCCCGGGACCCUCAAGUACUACGGCAGGGCUGAGCUCAAGACCUCGGACCACAGGCCGGUGGUGUCCAUCGUUGAUGUGGAUGUCCUGGAGGUGGACCCGGAGGCCCGGCACCAGGUCUACAAGGACGUUAUUGCCCUGCAGGGACCCCCGGACGGCACGGUCCUGGUGUCGCUGUGCUCGUCCGGACCCGACGACUACUUUGACGAUGCGCUCAUCGACGAGCUGCUCGACAAGUUUGCCAGCUUCGGCGAGGUCAUCCUCAUCAGAUUUCUUGAGGAGAAGAUGUGGGUGACGUUCCUGGACGGUUACUCCGCUCUGGCCGCUUUGUCUCUCAGCGCAUCCACCGUUCUUGGCAAGAUGCUCGACAUCCGCCUGAAGAGCCCCGGCUGGAUUAAGAGCCUGGAGGAGGAGAUGAGCGUGGAGCGCAUCUGCGGCAGCAUCCCCACCUCGGCUAGCUCCACCCUCCUGGCCGAAGACGCCGACAUGGGCGACGACGACUAUGACAUGGAGGGCGACGUGGACGAGGAGGUGGAGGCGGUCCUUCCGCAGCACCUGCAGCCGUCCGCCGACUCGGCGUCGGGUUCCUCCCCGAUGACCUCGCCGCGAGGCAGCCCCUGCGCCUCCCCCACCCACGGCGAGGCCGGCAGGCCCGGACGCACCGCUCAACCGGCCCGACCCUCACAAGGCCCUCCUGCAGACCUGCAGCCCGGCGCGCCGUCGUCCCAAGGCUUGGAGCCCAGGCGUGCGCCCCCUCCCCGACCCAACGCGCCCCCCGUGAGACCCACGCCGCCCCAGCGCCCGCCGCCCCCCUCAGGUCGAGGCCAGGCAACCGCAGGCCCCCCCGCAGCGGCAGGUGCCUCCAGGCCGAAUCUUCCCCCUCGAGCCGGCGUGAUCAGCGUGGCUUCGCAGUCUCGUGCCUCUCCUCUUCCCCACCCGGGCGCUCCCCGCCCCACCUCUGACGUGCACCCGGGGGCCCCUCAAGUCACCGCCGACACCCACCCCGGGGCGCCUCGACCGACCAAACCGUCUGAUCUUCCUCUAGCGGGUCCCGCGCUGCCCACGGUGGCCCCUGCGGCGAGACCGUCGGCACAGCCCCAGCCCACCGGCCCGACCCAGUCUCAGCUGCCUCCCCCCAUGCAGCCCACGCACGCCGCCCCGCCGCAGACGCUGGCUUCUCCUAAGCCACCGCCCCGUUCCCGAUCUCAUCAUGGUCUGCCGCCGGACGCCGCCAAGGGCGACUCGGCCCCCAAGACCAACGGAGUGAAUGGCGUCCAAUCCAAGCCCAAGGGCCCGGACGCCCUCGACUUCCUGAUCCCUUCCCGAUCCCUGAACCGCGGCGCCUCCCUGCGGAGUCCGCCCUCCGUCCCCGCCUCCUUAUCGUCCUGGAUGUCCGCCGGCCUCCUCCCGCCGCCGCCCGCUAUGCCCCGCAGUCGCUCGCAAGAGACUCUGCGCGCCUCCCCAAACCUUUUGGCCGCCGAGCCGCUCCCCGCCCGGCCCUGCAGCACCAACCCGUUUUUUGGCCAGCACGAUUGGGCGCCGCCCGCCCGCGCCACAGUUGGCCCUCUGCGCCUUUCCCGGGGCGCGUCCCCGAUCACGCUCUCUUCGGCCGCGCAACCCGUCCUGCCGCUCCACCGCCAGCCUCCUAAUUGGGUCACCUUCAACGACGACUUCCCGCUUCCGGUCGGCCGCGCUGCCGCGACCCCCAGCUCCGCCGCCCUCACCGAACCGGACUGGGUAACUGAAGCUGUGGUCCCGUCUGCCCCUCCCCUCGAAUUUGACCUUUUUCCUGAGCCGGACUGGUUAAACCCUUCCCCGGCCUUCCCCGCGCACCGGGCCAAAACUCUGCCCCCUAACACGGCCCUCUUUCCCGAACCCGACUGGUUAAACUCCAUCCCGGGCGUUCCUCCUCCAGUCCCGUCGCGCUCCGGCGCCGCCGUCUCCAACCCCCCCAGUGGAUCCGGUCCCGGCUGCCUCUUCUUUCCCAACUGAACGCUGAUGGAGAUGGAGCCAUGAUAGACGUAGAGAGAUGUAUACAGUAUAUGUGUGUGUUUGCGUGAGAGUAUUUAAGACGAGCCGGAACGUGUGCGCCCAUUUUAGUCCCUUGAUUUAAAUGAUCCAUUUUUUUUUUUUUUUUUAAAUGAGCUGUGGCGCCUCUGCACACUUUUAUCAAGGUCAGUUUCUGUGCUUCCCAACAUUUACAGCGGUGUCUCGAGAUGAGAGAUUAGUUCGCCGACCGCACGCAUGUCGUAAAACACGAAUCUCAUUUAUCGAAAUGAAGGCUAAUGCAAUCUGUUGUUUUUGAUUUUAUAUUAAGAGUACUUGGUACAGUCAAAACAUUCGCUCGCACAUAACCUGAAAACUGAGAAACCGCAAGCACAACUUUUGCAAAUGUUUUGUCCUUUUUUUUUGUUCCAUGGUGUUAUCGGCGAUUAGCAAAGCAGAUAAAAGGCACGUUAGCGCCACCUUAUACUGCCCUUCCACUAAUCCAAAUAAAAAUGUAUCCAAGCCACGGCUCGUAUUGCAAAAGCAUCUCGAGGGACCGUUGUAUGCUGAAAGGACCACUCCAUUUCCUUGCAAAUUGACACACUUGUACUUUCUGCCAUCCCAUGGAAGAGAGUUAUCACUAUACAUCACCGUGAACUUGUUUGCAGGCAAGUUCUGUGUGUCCAAUAUCUGCGCACCUGUCAACACGGGGCCAAAGGUCACGCUGGGCUCGCACCGCCCGUGAAUGUACAUCAACGGCGCAGUUUGCCUAUACAGACUUGCUUAUGUGAAAAUCCCACGUGUGUUUGCGUACUAUUUGACUGCCCCCUGUCAAAAGCGGCACGCUUUAAAAUUCCAGCCAACUAGUGGAUGUGGCGUGAUGUGUGUGUUUACAGGGUGUUUUUUCUGUAUGUCAUUAGUGUCGUGUGUGUUUGAACCCGCAACUAGAAAUUGUCUUCAUUUUCCGGCCUCGGUUGGAAAUCAUGUGAACCAGAGUUUACUGCAAAUAUGACCAAAUUCUAAUUCUGUUUGAAUCUAAACCAUUCGCCACUCGAAAGGCAUCACGUGUGUGUGGAGUAGAAAAAAAAAAGUACAUAUCUAUAGAAAUAUAUAUAAAUAUAGGUCCUACUAUCCACAAGCCAGCAGCUUAUCUCUUGUCGCAUUUGAGAUUUUACAUGCCACUCUGACUUUGUGAGGUCGGUGUCCUCCCUCUCCACUUUAAUUAAUGGCCGUAAUCCAUAGUAAUAGUAACUGAGUCUGUGCCAGUGAACAUUCUAUGUAUAAAAAAAAAAAGAGCAAAGUUAUGUUUAUAUCCGUAAAUAUUCCAGAUUUAA
Molecule: messenger RNA, 6118 nt
Organism: Syngnathus typhle (broad-nosed pipefish)
Lineage: Eukaryota; Metazoa; Chordata; Actinopteri; Syngnathiformes; Syngnathidae
Gene: synj1
Product: synaptojanin 1
Exons: 29
Coding region: 177-4790 (1537 amino acids)
Biological process (GO): phosphatidylinositol dephosphorylation; synaptic vesicle endocytosis
Molecular function (GO): nucleic acid binding; phosphatidylinositol-4,5-bisphosphate 5-phosphatase activity
Source: RefSeq, a predicted model, not a curated record